Messenger RNA from Cuculus canorus (common cuckoo), 10084 nucleotides. It is a transcript of the gene CDKL5, whose product is annotated as cyclin dependent kinase like 5. The coding region runs from base 250 to 3225 and encodes 991 amino acids. Gene Ontology annotation, cellular component: dendrite cytoplasm; nucleus. Lineage: Eukaryota; Metazoa; Chordata; Aves; Cuculiformes; Cuculidae. Gene Ontology annotation, biological process: regulation of dendrite development; positive regulation of axon extension; protein phosphorylation. The transcript is spliced from 18 exons. The record is from RefSeq and is a predicted model, not a curated record. Gene Ontology annotation, molecular function: protein kinase activity; ATP binding.
GGCGAGAGAGGGAGAGAGAGGGAGAGAGCGAGCGAGCGCGAGGGAGGCAGAGUCGGGCGUGAGGCGAGCGGCGGCAGAGCGGAGGAAGCUACUGAUUGCCUAGAAAUUCAGAGUGUGAGAAGUCUGGCUGAUCAAGUUGGAAUUCCUUGUUUUGCCAAGAGCCUUUUCACAGUUGCCUUUUGCAAAAUCUUUGGACGCUCCCCAUUGUGCCAUGUUUUGUGGCUCUUCCUGUAAGAGGAAUUUGUCUUGAUGAAGAUUCCUAACAUUGGUAAUGUGAUGAAUAAAUUUGAGAUCCUUGGGGUUGUAGGUGAAGGAGCUUAUGGUGUUGUACUUAAAUGCAGACACAAGGAGACACAUGAAAUUGUGGCUAUCAAGAAAUUCAAAGACAGUGAAGAAAAUGAAGAAGUCAAAGAAACCACUUUACGAGAGCUUAAAAUGCUUCGCACUUUGAAACAGGAGAACAUAGUGGAGCUGAAGGAAGCCUUCAGAAGAAGAGGAAAAUUAUACUUAGUUUUUGAAUAUGUGGAAAAAAAUAUGCUAGAAUUGCUAGAAGAAAUGCCAAAUGGAGUUCCACCAGAAAAAGUGAAAAGCUAUAUCUAUCAGCUAAUUAAAGCAAUUCAUUGGUGCCAUAAGAACGAUAUUGUUCAUAGAGAUAUCAAGCCAGAGAAUCUCUUAAUAAGCCACAAUGAUGUUCUGAAGUUGUGUGACUUUGGCUUUGCUCGUAAUCUCUCUGAAGGAAGCAAUGCUAACUAUACAGAAUAUGUGGCUACCAGAUGGUACCGCUCACCUGAACUCUUGCUUGGAGCUCCUUAUGGGAAGGCUGUGGAUAUGUGGUCUGUAGGCUGUAUCCUUGGAGAGCUGAGUGAUGGGCAGCCCUUGUUUCCUGGCGAGAGUGAAAUUGACCAGCUCUUUACCAUUCAGAAGGUGCUAGGCCCACUGCCUGCUGAGCAGAUGAAGCUCUUCUAUAGCAACCCACGCUUCCAUGGCUUGCGGUUCCCAGCAGUCAAUCAUCCACAGUCUUUAGAAAGAAGAUACUUGGGAAUUUUAAGUGGUGUAUUGCUUGAUCUUAUGAAGAACUUACUGAAGUUAGAUCCAGCAGAUAGAUAUUUGACAGAGCAAUGUUUGAACCAUCCUUCGUUUCAAACCCAAAGACUCUUGGAUCGCUGUGGAAGCUCACCUUCGCGGUCAGCUAAGAGAAAACCUUACCAUGUCGACAGCAACACAUUAUCCAACAGAAAUCAAGCCAGCAAAAGUUCUGCUUUGCAGUCACACCACAGAUCAAACAGCAAAGAUAUACAGACACUAGGGGUCGGCGGGCCAAGAGAAGAGGGUCUUCCAGCAAAUGAAAGCUUUUUAAAUGGAAACCUUCCUGGAGCUUCACCUAGUCCAAUGCAUGCAAAAAAAUCAAGCAACACACCUGCAUCUGGCAACAAGGAUCUAGCCAAUAAUAACAUGCCACAUCUUCUCAGCCCAAAGGAAACAAAAGGAAAAACAGAGUUUGAUUUUAAUGUGGACCCAAAAAGUUCUGAUGGUCCAGGCACAAAGUACCUGAAGUCUAACACCAGAUCUCAGCAGAACCGGCACUCAUUUAUGGAAACUUCUCAGAGCAAAACUGGGACACUACAACCUGGCGAUAAGCACAGUCGCCACAGCUAUAUUGAUACUAUCCCACAAUCUUCUAAGAGUCCUUCGUAUCGGACAAAGUCAAAGAGCCAUGGGGUUCUGACAGACUCCAAAUCCGUGGGCAACCUUUCUGAGGCUAGGGCCCAAGCUGCAGAACCAAACAGCAGUAGGUAUUUUCCAUCCAGCUGUAUGGACUUGAACUCUCCUACCAGUCCAACUGCUCCCCGACACAGCGAUAACAGAACUUUGCUCAGUCCAUCCGGGAGGAAUAACCGCAGCGAGGGUACCCUGGAUACCCGAAGACCAUCAACAAGACACUCCAAAACAAUGGAGGAGUUAAAACUGCCAGAUCACAUGGAUGGAAGCCAUUCCCACUCUCUUUCUGCCCCACAUGAAUCUUUUUCCUAUGGGCUAGGUUAUACCAGUCCUUUUUCUUCACAGCAGCGCCCUCAUAGACACUCUAUGUAUGUGAGCCGGGACAGAGUGAGGUCAAAGGGCUCAGAGGGUGGCUUAAGCAUAGGGCAAGGGAUGGCAGCCAGAGCAAACAGCCUGCAACUGUUAUCUCCACAGGUGCAGCAUAAGUCACUCACAAGAUCUGUUGGCUCAUCACGAGAAGACUGUACGGAAGAUACUAAUAGGGGUGGAGCAUAUCAUGAUCCACACACAGAAGAUGGAGCAUCUACUAAAGAAAAUAGAAUUCUGUAUAAUGACCCUGUUCCGAGAAGAGUUGGCAGCUUUUACAGAGUUCCAUCUCCACGUCCAGAGAGUACGUACAUAGAAAACAAUGUGUCAAACAGAGCCUCUGUGUUACCAGCAGACAGCAGCACGGUGGCAAACCACUCAAAGAGACAAACCACCUUUGAUACCUGGAAAAGUCCUGAAAACCUUAACAGUCACUCAGAACAGCUCAAGGAGAAAGAAAAGCAAGGUUUUUUCAGGGCAAUAAAAAAGAAAAAGAAGAAAUCUCAAACGACAGACUCAACCAGCGGGGAGAAUCCAAGCAUCAAGAAAUCCCUCUUUCCUCUUUUUAAUUCAAAGAAUAAUUUAAAGCAUAGUUCCUCUUUGAAAAAGCUUCCUGUAGUCACUCUACCCAUGAUGCCUAGCACUGAUGGUCAGGAUCUCUUGGCAUUACAGAAAGCCAUUCAUUCUUCUAAUCAUCAGAGCGGCAGGCAGAAGGAUUGGCAUCCUGAGAAGAUGACAGAAAUCCAACCUCAUAGCCAGCCAUUAAAGUCUCUCCGAAAGCUCUUACACCUCUCCUCUUCAAAUCAUCCUGUCCCUGCUGAGCCUCGCUUCCAGCCCUUACCAAGUCAGCCAGCCAAAGCUUCUUUUUCUGAAGCACGAAUUCACCCUAUGAGUCAAAGCUCGAGCAGUGGCAGCAGCAAUGUGCGGCAAGAGGCUCAGCCGAAAAGCAGGCCGACGCUGCAGAUACCGAGCCAGCUGGAACCUACCUGGCAUGUCUCCCCGGUGAAUAGGAGCGCGAGUGAUGGGCCUCCCUACUCCGAUCAGCUGCCUUCCAAGAGCGGACAGAACGGGCACACAUAUAACAGACCAAACCGAUCGCGAAUGCCAAAUCUGAAUGAUUUAAAAGAGACAGCCUUGUAAUUGCACUCUAGAAAAUAGGCCAGUUCAGGUGGAGAUCAGCGUUAGGGAGUGGUGGUGGUUCUGGUGAUGGUAAGACCGCAUUUUCAGCUUUAUAAAGGUGUGCAAUAUGUACAUGUGGAGCUGCUCUGUUUGGCACCACAGUGAGAGUCAGGGAUUAUACAGUAAAACAAGUUGAAUUAUGAAUUACCAGUCAUCAGAAAUGUUGCUGGAUGCCAGGCAGAAUGUGCCGGUCAGGGAGAAAAAUGCAUUGCCGUUUUCUCUCAUUUACAUUCCAGCUUAGUGCACAUCUCUGUCUGAAAGCUGGGAGACUUAUGGUAUAUAUUGGCACUUAUAAGGGUGAAAACAUUCAUGUCUAGACCUAUGCCCUUACUACUUUUUUUGCUGCCUAGUUAAAACAGUGGGGUUUAUGUGAUAAAAGUGUAUCCCUUUUAAGGGUUUAAAGUUAAAUUCUAUGUCUUAAAUUUGUUUUUUAAACUUCCAUAUUUGAUAGGAUUUGUAAUAUUUAUUUAUGAUGACCUAAUAUCGUACUGUUAUAAUCAUAUCUUUUAUGUUAUAAUGUAAAGUUAUUUUGAGCUGUUUGAAACAUUGUGAAGCAGUGCAACAGCUACCGUAGUUUCUAUAAAAAAACUAACAGUAACAUUUAUAUAUUGCAUCAGGAGUAUUUUAUUCUAUAUAUAAAUAUAUAUAUAAAUGGGAAAUAACUGUCUGUUUUUUAAAUAUACUCAUUUAAGAGAAAAGUAUUGUUAUGACACUAUCUGCCAUAUUUUUAUACAUUUGUGAUAUAAAGUGCAGUAUUAUACUUCUAAUAAAAGGAAGUUGAGUGUGGAUAUAAAAGUGACUGUAACAGUAUGAAUCUUGCUCAGCUAUGAGAGCCCAAUAUUAUAGGCAUUACUGGUAACUAACAAAAGACAACAUUCAAUUUCAAGCUUUAUUAUGGGCUAUUUUGUUGGAAUUAUUGGCUAAAUGUAAGAGACUGCAGAACUGUACAGAAAUCUAAACGUGGUGUGUUCUCCUCUGUGUCCUUAGCUUUCCCAGUAAUAUUAAUGGGAUUUCUGCAUCUGCAUCAAGAGCACAGAGCCCCAGUACCAAAUUUUUGUUUCCUCUGAAGAGAUAAAGUGCCCCGUGACUACAAGCUAAAGCAGGUGCUUUCUUCCACUUAAUAACAGGGGUGAAAACCAAAGAAGCAUAGCAUGAAUUACAAGUGAAAUGCAGAACUUUGACACUUACGCAUAGCAUGGCACUGCAAAUCAUGGUAUAAGCUUUUAUGCAUAUGUGUAUUUUACAUCUUGUUUAGCAAUCUAUUAACUAAUAAGAUAAACACUGUAUUUAAAUUUAAACUACUCUUGCACUUUUUAUUAUAUUUCAGGAUGUAUUUAAAGCUACACAUCUGAUAUUCGGAUAUUGAGGGAGAAGGUUGCCAUGCAGCUUAAUUUCUCUUUAGGUCUUACUAUCCAUAUAUUCCCGUACACAGUUCAGUUACCAGUCUCAGCAAAAUACUGGAUCUUAGGUUCCAGUCUCCUGUACAUCAUUGUUAAAACUGCCUUUACAUUGGUGAAUGUCGAGUGUAGCGUAUACGCAACCCAAUUCCUCUGUUGCUACCAUGGAACUAAAUCAAACGUGAGCCAGUAAGAGUCAAAAGAGUUAUGCUAGUCUAAACUUUGUGCAAUAAGAGGAGGUCAGGCCUGUAGUGUCAGAACAAUACAAUCUUUACUUUUUAAAGACAGUAGUUCAACUCCCUCAUUAGUCCGCUGCAUAGUUUGUUUUCUAGAUGCAGCCUUCAUAAAACACUUGUACUUGCAAAUACAUUGUUUUUUUCCCAAAAAGAGAUCAACCUGAAUGUAAAUCUGAUGAUUUAGCCAUAGAUGUAGUUAACAGAAGCAGCCAGGCAGAAAGAGCUGAACUACCUGCUUGGAUAACAAUGCAGAUUGGACAUGCUGUUUAGUACCUCUCGAAUCAUACCAAAGUCAUACCAACAGCGAAUUUGGCACCACUACUCUAAAAACCUUUGUCAAAAAAUACAUUAUGGAAGGAUGUUGUGUCAGCUUUGUCCCAGGCUAGAAGUCAGUCUAGUAAAUUUGAAAAAUUACAAAAUAAUAAUUAUUUCUUUGUCAAUUGCCUGCAAGGGAUGUGCAUGUGAUUUUCUAUAGAUAUAUAUGGUACAUGAUCUAGAUAUAUAUGAUAUAUACUGUGUUGGUAUAUCAUAUAUAUAGCAUAUAUGAAUACAGUAGACAUGAAAGGGUUUUCAGUUUUUUAUGAGUUCAGUGGGCAUCCAGGAAAAGACAUUGUGAUACUUACUAGUCAUCACUAUCAGAGUUUAGCAACAUAUUUUAGCAAUCCCUUUUGGAUUCACCAGCUGGUCAAAGCUAGAUUAGUCCUGUUCUCUGUUUUGAAAUGGGCUGAUGCUACUGAAAUCCAUCAUAAAAGCAGUGUCCAAGAGUGGGGCUCUAAGCAGUACUAUUUGAAUGUCUCCGAGGGAGGAUUCAGACUGGACUCUUCUGUUCUUUGUGCAUACGUAUCCUUUUGCCUCUGAAAGACAUUUAGCUUGCUGGAAAGAGCUUUGUACUGGGGAUGAUGAUACUGGGCUGUGUGUGUGUCUGUUCUGAUUUCUAGCAAGCGAAAAUGUUUCCAAAGGAUUCUUUCUCUCAGUACCCAUUACGUUAAAUCAGAGAAAUUUCUCUGACUGUACAUAGAGCUGUUUAAAGUAGCUAGCAAAGCUUCAAGGGUGAACCAAGGAAUGUUCAAGUAUUUGGUGGCCCAUAUUUACAGAAAGUUGUUUCUACUUCAUACUGCAAUUUCUUCUCACGUUGAACAAACUGUGGUAGAUUUCAGUUGAAUACUAAAUAUUGUUGAAUGUAUGUAGUAUUUUCUUCCUUAUGCUGGAAUGAACUUCCAGCAGUUCGGCCAGCUGGUGCUGGGAUAAAUUGUGUAUUUUUAACCUGAUAUAACUUCCCAAUAUUUAGAAUAUUGCUAAUGUAAUUUUGCCAAGACUUCCAAAGGAGUCUUAUAGUGACUGAUAUUUGCUGGCUCAAUAAAGGGGAAGAGAAUUACAGAGCAAAUGACUUUGUAAGUGUGAGCUUUCCUUUUCACUGAUCUGUGAGUCUUGUGCUACAUGUUCUAUAGAUUUACUUAGUAUUAAGUAUUGUAGUUAACCUGAAUUUUAUUCUUUGGCAAUCUGUUUUGCUUGAUGGCAUCACUAAUGAUGUGAAUAGAAAAGAAACUAAGUUUCAGAAGUGAAUUAUAGUCAUUUUGCAGAACUCAAGCUGCCUAAACUUGUCUGUAUGUUUUUACUAUAGCUCUUGAGCUCUUGUUAACUGAAAAAGAAGCACCUUAAGCUCAUCUUAACUGAAACUGUAUACGUGUUUAAGCUGUCCUUUUAAACUGUCAUGUAAAUGUAUUAACCUAAAGCAACAUAUUUUUUUUCAACAGGCCUGACCACAGCAAACAGUCCCUUAGAGCUAUUUAAAACUUUUUGCUCCAUUUAUCACAGCCCAAGAUUCACUGCUCCUCUCAGAGGCUGCCAGCACAGAGCACUGGGCAGAGUUCUUGGCAGGAAGUCAGCAAUCUCAGAUUCAGUCCCUUCUUCCUAAAAUGCUUUCCAUCCCACCAGACUUGGACUGACCCCAAGCUUUGAUUUCUGACACCAAAUCAGACCCACCUAAAUGUGUGGGUUCUGACACUAUUCUGUUUACAGAUACUUGCUCUUUUAGAUCAAUAUUAAAGCAGGCUUCAAACUUCAACUUCCAAAUGCCUGAGACACUGUCGGGCCGUCCCUAGGUUUGUUGCCUUUCUCUCUGGUACAUCUACUUGUUUCUGGAAGCAAAGCCUGAGUGAUUCUUCAAGAAGCAGUGUCCUGUGAUAGGCUUUUAGCCAUUCUUUGUCAUUGCAGUUAGGUCUCUUAACAGAUGAUUCUUACUAAUAUAAAAAGCUACUUACCAACUUUCUUUUUUCUUCAAAAGCUGCUGUUGCUGUUAGCUGAGUAGGCUCCUAUGUUCACCCAGGUAUGACGUCUUAACAAUUCAGUACUGUGGAACCUCCCGUAUGAGAAAGGGAACAGAUUGUAUAGCUCCGAAAGCACUGUUUUGAUCUAUUUAGCUAAGGUGAAACCCAGCCGCUUUUGAGGGGAACUAUGCUCUAGAAGUGUUUGGUGGUUUUAUUCCUGUUUCAGUUCUUUGUUGUCUUAUAAUGAUAGUGAGGUAUGCUUCAAAAAUAUCUGCAUCAAAUUAAUUCUCUGUGUUGAACACUGUCAGAGUAGAGUUGGGAGACUAUUUGUAUCCCAGUAACACAAAGAGUGUGACAAGGAUAGCCAUAUAUAAUUUACUGCAAGUUGUGGGGUGGCAAUGAAUGUUUCUUUUUUCCAUUCCAGAUAGCAUACAUAAUACAUCUGUUAAUGGGGUUAUAUCAUAAACCAUGCAUCUGGGCUGUUGUUCAUGUCAGUAGGCCCACCAUUUGAAGUAGGAGUGUCACAGAAGAUUGGAAAGGUGAUGUGCCCUAUUGAACCAUUUUUAAAUGAUCUUCAAAUCAGCACACCAUUUAAGAACAGGUGCCUUUCCCUACACAGCCCUCACUAAUGGUGUUGUGAUGUUACCCAUUCAUUAACUGGGUUUGUAGUGAAUGAGGAAAAAAGCCAUUUAACUUCUGGCCUUUGUUAAAAAGGGAGCAAUUUGAGUACCCUCUUUUAAUAUAAUGCAGCUUGGAAGUUCUAGAUGUUGGCUCCAUUUUCAAAGGGUGAAACAGCAGCAGUGCAUCAAUACUCAGGCUCAUCAGGCCUGAGUGAAGAUGGUGCAUAUCGCUUGGUUCAGAUGCUGUACUGAAGCAAGAUGUUUCCAUUCCGUAAUCAUGAAGCAAAUUUCACGAAAAUUAAGCACAGCAAAUUUUAUAGGAGAUCUUCUUUCAAUGGGAAGAGAAAAGCUGUGGCAGGUCAUCUGUUCUCUCUGUAGUCUGUAUUAACAACUACCGCAUGAGACAGCAUAGGUAAAUCGGAUGGAUUAGGUCUGAAUUUUACUUGCUCCAAGUUCUACUUGGAUGCUUAUUUGUUAACUUGUGUACCAAUGUUUUGGUGCAAAAGUUGGCUUUUGACAAAUGAAGUGGAAGAUGCAUGACAUGUGAGAGAACCAGCCCUGCUAUGUUUGGGUGCUUUCGUUCCCCCCAAAACCAGAUAGUUUCUCAGGCUCCUUUAGAAUGUAACUCAAAAUAUGCAGCCAGGCAAAAGUGACUUUUAAGACAUGGCUCAGCCACUCAAAAAUUUGUGACUUCAGCUAAGAGUGACUCGACUUGUCUUCUCUGCAAGUCAAUCUACCUCCUCUCUCUUGCAGAAUGUGUUUGAGGUUCAGUUUGUUUGUUCCAAGCUUAUUAUUGACUCCAAAUUUUGAAGAGACAUAUAAAAAGAUUCUUCCUCUAGGUACUGUUAGCAACCAAGUAAUAAAAUCUUGAUGGGCCUUCAUCUGAUUGAUCUACUUUUGAGACCUCCAAGCCAUCUGAGCUCUCCCUCUAGGAUCCCAAUGCCAUCCUUUGCACUGCUUUGCAGUCUUCCCUCGCCCUUCCCUUUGCGGUUCUCAAAUAUUGCAGUUGCCUUGUUCUUUGUUGUUUCUCUAGUGCAGAUUAUCAGGGAGUUAGAGGCCUUAUCUACUACUCCACCCUGUUUGCUGUUUUAUUCAAACAGCUAUCCUUAGACUUGCUCAGGAUUUUCUUCAUUUUAAUUUUCCAUUUCAUCUGGGUGAGAUACCUUACCUCGUUGUGCCCCCACCAAAACACGCUGCCUACCAGGCGUUUUGUACCACCAGGUCUCUGUUUUCACAGGGCAUUGUUUCUCUGGAUCCAUUCUGAGAAAUGCAAGGUGGCAUCUUAAUUGUACAGGCGUAGAACUGCGUUGUGAAGUAACUGCUUUCAUAGAGCUUUCCAUUAGCAACACUAAAGCAUGUUCAUAGCACAAGAUGGAAGCAGCUAUUCAAGUUUCCUGUAGGAUACGAACCUCUGUGUAAACUCUUGAUGUGUAAAUCCAAUGGCAGAGCUUUUAACUGUUUAGUAACAAGGCAGAACUUUUAAGUGUAGGUAACUUUUUCUUUUUUUUUUUUUUGCUAGUGCACACCUUAGGCUUCUACUACUGAAGGAUCUAUCUAAUCAAAAGGAGUAACACUUAUAUACAUUUGGUUUAUAUGGAACAAUAAACUAAAAUCUUCCAUGAAACCAUGCUUCUGUUGGAAAUUCUAUGCAGGCUUUUUAAAAUCUGGUUAAUUUGCUAAGGACUUCCAGGACUGCUUAGAUCUCCACUGUGAAAUGCUGAAUUCUGAAUUCAUGUCAUUUGGGAGAAGGAAGGAGGAACAAGGUUUAGAAAAAUGUGAUCUAUUUUCACAAUCUGCCAAUACAGACUAUUCCAAAAAUAACAGGCUGGGGAGGUAGCUUUCAAAACUUCUAAAUUUAUGGAUAAGAUUACCCGAUGGUUUUUAACAGCUACUAGAAAUCUAAAGCGCACAAACUUUUAAAUCUACCAUGCUUUCUGUUGUGGAAGGGAUGUGAUGUGGUGUUAACCUUUUUAAUCCUAGAAUACAAAUUGAUUUUAAAAUGUGUUGAAUAUUUAAGGAUGACUUCAUGCAAGUUAAUAAACCAUUUGUAAAGUGUUUGUAUACAACCCUUUGUAUUAUGUUGUUGGUACACCUUACCAAAUUUUUUUGGGGCAUGUAUUCCAUUCUUAACUUCUGUACAAUUUCUAUUGUUCCUGUAAAUAUUCUAAAAGAGAAAAAAAAAUUCCAGUGGUAACCUAAUUAUCAGCAUGGAAAUGGUUAAUUUUUACUGAGCACAAUGUAUUUUUGAAUGGGCCUUCCAAAAUAUGUCUUUAAUAAAAAUGCAGAUUUUGCACUAGAAC